Messenger RNA from Candidozyma duobushaemuli, 1395 nucleotides. It is a transcript of the gene DIT1, whose product is annotated as Dit1p. The transcript has a single exon. Bases 1 to 1395 code for a protein of 464 amino acids. The record is from RefSeq and is a predicted model, not a curated record. NCBI's taxonomy places the organism in Eukaryota, Fungi, Ascomycota, Pichiomycetes, Serinales, Metschnikowiaceae.
AUGACACUCGCUAACAAAACAACCUUUGAGCGCAUCCACUACAUUUAUAGCAGAAAUGAGAAGCGUUUCUUGACAUUGCGUAAGCAGAAAUUUGCUGAUGCAAGUCCGGAGACUAUUUGGAAUUCAAUGUCCUCCAACAAGUUCAACUCGAGCCCUGGUUUGAACAUUGCAGAUCUUGGGGAUUACCUCGCCUUUGAAACCUGUUCUGGUGAUUGUAUCGUUGGUGUCGUCACAGAACACUUUAAUCCCUCUCACUUCGACUUGUGGUUCAUUCUGACUGUGUUGAAAAAUGGCUCCAUUGAGCACAAGGGCAAGGCUUCUGAAACAAAGGGUGUGGAAGCCGCUCGAGCUGUGACGGAGCUAUUCGAACAUAAGCUUAGAAACGUCGCUCGGGUCGAUAGAUGGAGUGAAGGAAAGCUGGACUUCGAGAGGAAUGUUUUAUUUUUCACCUCAAGAAAUGCUCCUAUAUUGUCAGUGCUUCCAGCAUUUCCGUGCAAGUCCUCCAAUUACGACAAGGUAGCAUCCUGCUUCCCUGAUAUGGGAGAGGAACUUGCCAUCAGACGCAUAAUUGAUUUUGUUACCGCAGUCCAAGAUGUCUAUCCACCAGGAAUGAAAUUCUACCUCGUCAGUGAUGGCCAUGUCUUUAGCGAUUGUAUCCAUGUGGAUGAUGACAUGGUUGACGUUUACUUCGCCAAACUCGAAGCAAUGUACCAACGUGUGAAGCCUGCCGAUUUUGACGGCAUUAUAUUUAGAGGCCUCAAUGACUGUUUUGAGUCUGAUGAAAGGGGACUUGUUGCCGAGCUCUUGCACUCAGUCGAAGUAGAGCAUCCUAUUCCCACUAGAUUGGAUGAGGAGACGGAGAUAAACCGAAAAGUCUUAAUGCUUGGUUGUGAUGAUAACGCCGAUGUGUUGAGAAAACAAAUUCAGACGCCUAAUCACCCAAGACUUUACCUCUACCGGGGUUUCAAUAAGUUCAUGUGCGAGGACCUUUCUCAAACCGAAUUUGCUAAAAGCAUUUCCAGAAAGAAAUACAAGAAGAUGAUUUCUCAGGUUGCUUUUGAGAUGAUUAGGAGAAAUGACGCGUACUCCAAUUUGGUGGAGCUCAUUUUCCCCUUCCACAUUCGAUUCUCCAUCCAUGCUCACCACAAUGCUGGUCCGAAAUAUGGUGUGCGCUUGCUUGACCCCGAGGUAUGUUCCAUGUCUGGACAUAAUCAAAAUGAGGAGGACAGAUUGCUCCACAUCCCGACGCCCUGGCACAACAGUGUCUUCAAAAUGGUUGAUUCAGAUAAAUUUAUUGUCUCGCAUGCAAGGUUGGCAAAAGAACUCGAGCUGAACCCCGAGGUAGAAGGGGGCUGGGACGAAGAGCAGCUACUUUUUCUUUAUCGCCUGGUUUAA